Messenger RNA from Osmerus eperlanus (European smelt), 5674 nucleotides. RefSeq names its product methyl CpG binding protein 2 (gene mecp2). Gene Ontology annotation, molecular function: methyl-CpG binding; double-stranded methylated DNA binding; chromatin binding. Gene Ontology annotation, biological process: negative regulation of transcription by RNA polymerase II. The coding region runs from base 46 to 1875 and encodes 609 amino acids. The record is from RefSeq and is a predicted model, not a curated record. The transcript has 3 exons. NCBI's taxonomy places the organism in Eukaryota, Metazoa, Chordata, Actinopteri, Osmeriformes, Osmeridae. Gene Ontology annotation, cellular component: nucleus; heterochromatin.
AAGUUAUUGCUAGCUAGCUAAGUAUUUCCCAUACUUUGCGAGAUCAUGGAUGGGCAAGGAAAUAGCAUCAGCAUAAAGCGUUCGUGGGGUGAGGACCCUGACCAGCCCCAGCAGACCAGCUCCAAGGAGACAAAGACACACAAGUCCAAGAAGUCUCGGCGGGAGAGACGGGAUGCAGAGAGGGUGGAGUCGACCACCUCAGCUCCUUCCCCUGCAGGAGGGCUGGUGCUGGGUGGACAGCCGUCCCAGGGGUUGGAGGCUGGGCCAUCGGAGCCUGUGGAGCGGGCUGCCUCAGAGUCGACAGCCUCAGACUCCGCAGCUGGGGAGUCUGCAGGGUCUCCCAAACAGCGGCGUUCGAUCAUCAGGGACCGUGGUCCGCUUUAUGACGACCCGUCCCUGCCAGAGGGUUGGACACGCAAACUCAAACAGCGCAAGUCUGGGCGCUCGGCUGGCAAGUUUGAUGUCUACCUGAUUAACCCGGAAGGUAAAGCCUUCCGUUCGAAGGUGGAGCUGAUUGCGUACUUCCAGAAGGUUGGUGACACCACCACAGAUCCGAACGACUUUGACUUCACCGUCACAGGUCGUGGUAGCCCCUCCCGCCGUGAAAAGAGACCUCACAAAAAAGCCAAGGUGGUCAAACCUUCGGGGAGGGGCCGGGGGCGACCUAAGGGCAGUGGGAAAGUCCGCCCUGCCACUGAGGGUGUGGCUAUGAAGCGUGUGGUGGAAAAAAGUCCAGGGAAACUACUUGUCAAGAUGCCCUUUAGCGCCGCUAAGACCCAGGCCCCUAUACCAGUUCCUGUCCUCAUGGCCAAGGCCCGACCUGGAAGGAAGAGAAAAGCAGAGCAGGAGCCUCAGGCCCAGGCACCAAAGAAGCGAGGACGUAAGCCUGCGUCUGCGGCGGCCGGGAGCAGCACAUCUUCAUACACAGCAGCUGCCAUGAUGGCAGCUGAGGCCAAGAGGAAAACCCAGAAGGAGUCUUCCGCCAAGCCCGUCCAACAGACUGCCCUGCCCAUCAAAAAACGCAAGACCAGGGAGACCGUGGAGGAGAUGGAGAGCCCAGCCACGUCCACAGCGGAGCUGGUCACGGGAGGUGCCGGAAGAGGAGAGGGAGGAGGGAGUGGUGGAGGAAGUGGUGGAGGAAGUAAAGGAGGAGGAGGAGAGACAACAGGAGGUGGUGGUGGAAGUGGAGGGGGGGCUGGGACGGAGACAGGAGUCCAGGUGGUGGUGACAGCACUGCAGGAGCCACAACAGCAGCAACUGGGACAGAAGCCGCCAAAGAGCCAAGGGAGGAAGCAGAAGGAGGCUCCUCUGGCCCCGGUCAUAGUUACUGCAGGAGUAGGAGGAGGUGUUGGAGGCGGUGGAGGUAGCAGCAGCAGCAUCAGUAGUCCCUCCAAAAGCCACAAGAGAAAAGAGCGUGUUCCACACAAACACCCACACCAUCACCACCACCAUCGCCAUCAUCACCAUCACCAACACUCUUCCUCCUCUACCACCUCCUUAGAGCAGCCCCAGGCCUCCCACCUCUCCCAGCCUUCCAUUAGCCUAUCGUCUCCCAGCCCCAACUUGACUGGGGCCCAAGUCCUGCAGAGGAACCAGGCGGAACCCCAGGACCUGAGCAGCCCUCGGCCCUACCGUGGAGGCCAGCCCGUUGGCAGCAGAGAAGGGGCUCCGGACAGCUGCCCUAACACCACAGGCUCCACAUCCACCAGGACUGCACCUGUCUUAGCGUCUGAUGGCAGGGCCAAGCAUCGAGCAGACGAGGCUGCAGGUGAGGGGAGGGAUCUGAGAGACAUAGUGCCCUCCUCAGCCGUGCCUCGGCCCAGCCGAGAGGAGACGGUCGAAUCCCGGACAGCCGUCAGUGAGAGGGUCAGCUGAUUGGCUGGCUAUGUGACUUACAGGGGGCCCACAAUCUGUCUGCACCAACGGGAAAGCAGUCCUGAAGAGAGAAGCGGAGCAAAAUCGUGCGUUUCUUUUUUUAUUAGAAAAACAAAUGGAGGAGAAGAAAAGCGACAAAAAAAUGUGUGUACAUACAAACACAAGGCAGCUGUUGUCAUGUUUUCUCUGUGGGGUUGGGCUGUGUUAAGGAUUUGCUCUUAACAAACACCCAAAACAAGAUUGCUUCCUGAUUAACACAUUUUGUUUGUUCUUUUUUCUGUCACAGCUUUAAAGUUGAACAAUAUCCACUUUAACCCACAGUACAUUUGUCAAAGCUUCAAGGAGGUGGAAAGAUUGCAGUAAGAAACAGACCUUGGACCAAACACUGGCAAAUAGGCCUACUUAAGAUUCACUUGAUUUAGUUCACCAAGUACAAAGAAACCAAUGGAACAGUUCCAUCAUUAAAAAAUUGAAGCUAAAUUAAAUGCACCCUAAUCUUACUAUUUGAUGUCUUUGACAAAGGUCUGGUUUCUCACAUCUAUCAUGUACCUAAUUAUUUUGAUCUGGUUCAUGAGAUGGGGUAGAAUUGUGUUUAAUUUGCCAAAAAAGUGUGUACCUUUUGUGUGUCUUCUUCCACACAAUCCGCUUGGCCAUGAUGUAUGUUGUAGACAAGAGUGUAAUGGUCUGAGGCAAUGUAGCCUCCCAGGGUGAAUGUCUACCUUUUGGAUGCCAUAGCUGAUGUUUACUUAAAUAGAUUUUCUAUAGAGAGUCUCCAUUAUAAAUUAUAUAUAAUCCUGUUUUACUCUGUGUCAGUGCGAGACUACUGUCUUGCUGAUAGCUGUCCAGACCGCCAGCUGUGUUAUCAACUGGGUAUGAGUCUUUUGCUUUGACAUGGAAAAAAACAUCUGCAAUCAUGUUAAUGUGAUGAGUAACAUAAUUUGUUAAUUGGACAGAGUAGGAUUCGAAAAUAGCCAGUUGAAAUGAGGUGGGGUAAAAUAUAAUGAAAAUGGGGAUCCAGGUUCUGAAUAGGGCCCAGUUUCAGUCCGUUUCAGCCCAGUCUCCUAAAACCACAAUUGUCAUUCACAUCCAGAAUGUUUGAGGGAUGUUUGAUCACAGAUGUGUAUUAAUGAAGAUCUCCCCCAUGCGAUGUUUCUUUCAACCACUCCGAAGCUUCGAGAGGAAACUGCCAUGAUACUGACAGACAGAUAAGAACUUCCUGUCUAUUGGUUUCUCACACAUUUAUUUGAUGCUCAUAAACAGGAGGUUGAUCUUCCACACUAACCAAUAUGAAAAUAAUACAGUAUGGUGGUUACUGCAGCAUGUGUGUUGACAAAGGAAGGAUAUUUAUCCAAGUUUUCAGUUAUAUUCACCAUCAUAUUCAUGCCCUCUUUGUGCUUUGUGUAAAGUACUAGAAGUAGGCAUUGUGCUUUUCACUUUUUAGUAAUGACAGUCUGUUUAAGCUGUAAAGUGAUCUAACAAUUUAGCUGGCUAUUAUCAAUAUGUGUAUGACUGCACAGACCAGAGCACUUAUAACCGCAGACAAGGGAUCGAUAAAAUUAUAAAUGUACAUGACCUAAUAAACUGGCAUGUAAUCAAGGUUAACCUGACUAUUCAUUUAGUUUAGUUAUUUUUCCAAAGAUUGUUGAGGAAAUACAAUUUAUUAAAUGAAUGUACAGGGUUUAUUUACAUUAUGUUGUCAUAGAUAUCUUAGAAUUUUUCUGAUUCGUAGAAAAUGUAUUACAUUUAAUGAAACUAAAAAAGUUAGUUUAGUUCAGAGGAUAAGUUUAGUUUUUGUAAGUGAAAAAAAUAAAUCAAUGGAUUUUAUGUCCCAAAGAUUUUGUGAAAAAACCAAACCCAUUUAAGGAAGUUCUUCUUUGUCUGUUGUGUUGAGUGAAUGUACAAAAAAAAAUCUUAUUUUGUUGACACAAUGUUUUUUAAAUAUAGAGGACAGGUGUAGCCAGGAAUAUUUUGGACAUGCAAGGUUUUGUUGAGAUGAAGUGUAACGUUAGUCCAACGUUACAUCCAUUGCACUGAUGUUACAACCCAGUUCUCAUUCUGCAUGCACUCUUUUUUUGAUUCACUUUAGCUCCCAACACUUUUCUUUCUGUAAGCCCAAACUCACAGAUACAUGUAGGACUCAGAUAAUGUGGCACAAAAUAUACUGACUGCAUGCUCCAGGUAUAGUGUUUUGAGGCCAAGGUGACUUUUUCAUUUACAUUAUGUUAAUUUAGGGUACAUAGUGUAGAUAUGAACAAAGAUGCCAUCCAUAGUUGCUAUUUAUCAAUUUUCAAACAAUGGUUGGAAUUCAUCAAACUUGGCAUUCAAAAAAAUUGUGCUUUUAUUUUUUAUCCAAACCGUAUUUAUUCUGUCUCCCAGUGAACUAUGUCUGACUUAAUAGUGUAACCCUACAACAUGCAUUUUUGUGGCACAAUAACAAUGUUUGAAUGAAUUCUAGCCUAUGCUCUCACACGCACAACAGGCCCUUAACCCCAGUCUCACCCACCCUAGAACAACAUGAUUUUCAUUCUGAAGAAAAACUUAAAAAUAUUCUUGCAUGCCACAGUUACAGAGAUAUAUUUGUUAGUGAAUUUUAUAAUGUAAUAUAAUAUAAAAAGUAUGUAUUACUUUGAUGCACCAGUAUCUUAAACCUGUAAUAAUCAGUUGAUAUCUGGAGGAACAGGAAUUUAAGAAGGUUGUGUCAUGCGAAUCCAUCCCAGAAGUUUGCUUGACACCAUGUUAGUGUGAACACAGAGAUCGAUGCUAUCAUUUCCAUCUGAACCCUUGAUCAGAGAAAUCCGAGGUUCUGGACUUAUUACUCUAUUGAAAAUAUAUUUUGGUUAGGAGAAUUGGACCCCAAAAUAUCUGUAAAUAAAAAAAGGUUUUUAGUUUCAUAUCAACAACUCAAAAAGGACGUAUUAUCCAGUGGCAAAAACCUAAUGGUGUCAUCCUUGUCAGUCUUCUAUGAAUUGCCAUUGUCUUCUGUGCCCAUAUUUACUUCGCACAUUGGAUCUGAAGUACUGUAUACAAUGCCACCCAUGUUUACAGAAUGCAUCUUAAUGCAGCGUAAACAAGGUCUUAGAUGUUGCUUGUGUCCUGCCUCCCUUGGUCUCCUCACUUCCCUGACCCUAGCCAGAAGGGUAGGGAGUAUUGGUAUAAGAGCUCCCUUGCUCUUAAAGGGCUAUGAAACGUUUUCAAACUUUAAACAAUACGGGGCAAUGCUGUCUAAAGCCCGACAAUAUAACUACACUCCUCUUUGCUUGUAGUUGUGAGCACUUUUGAAUACAUUCAUGUCCAGACUUUAGUCUCUGUAGAAAAUUGGGACUCCUCCUAUUUCCCCUAUAUACUCCACCUGUAGAAAAACAGGACUGUGUCCUGAUGACUCUCUCUCUUUCUCCAUACAGGCAGUAUGAUCACUUGCUCACUUUCAACUAACUCUGCAUCCUCAGUCGCUACCCCUGCAGCCCAAAGUUUGCACUUAGUCCCUUGUCUAUUGAGAACAGCCUGGACUAUGACAUGUAUUUGAGACUCGUAAUUUGCUUCCAUGCUUAAUGCAGUUCAAUGCUAUGAAGGGGUAUAUCCCAGGAAGUGUAGAGAAUGUUGAUGCAGAGUUCCACAUUCAAAUGUAACUGGAGGGGGAGGCCAGGUUGGAGAAGGAUAUGGGCAGCUGAGAGGACAAAGAUUUAACAUGUGGCUCAAGAAGACUUAACCCUUUCUAAAUGUAAAAAAAAUAAGUAAUCUGAGUUUAAUUGUUUUGAUUUGAUGUUCUACAGUCUGUUAACUCCUGUUUGGACUUAAAACU